CAACUCCCUUGAUCGUCCAUCUCAGCAGCAGGAGCAGCAGCAGGAGCAGGCUGUUCUUCUCUUCCUCCAUCCAGGGCUUGCUGCUCCCUUCUCCAGCCGCCGGACCCCGGCAGCACCAGCCGCGCCUCCUCCUCGCCCCAGCUGCCUCUCGCCUGUGGUCCUACAAUUUCCUGGGUGCUGCUGCAGCAGCCGCCCGCGGCGACGGGAUCCGAGGAGACGGCCCCGGCAGGAGCAGGACCCCUAGGCAGCGGCAUAGAGGCUCCUUCCUCUCCUUCUCGUCUCCCCUGCUGCUAAGGCCAGACAUGGAAGAUGGAUCUUCUUCUACAAGCUGCUUUAGGAGGUUUACAGACUGUUUCCUGGGCACAAGUUUGACAGAUGAAAAAGUGAAGGCUUAUCUUUCUCUUCACCCCCAGGUACUGGAUGAAUUUGUGUCAGAGAGUGUAAGUGCUGAGACAGUGGAAAAAUGGCUGAAGAGAAAAAACAACAGACAGGAAGAUGAGUCGACUCCUAAGGAAGUCAACAGGUAUCAGGAUACAAAUAUGCAAGGAGUGGUAUAUGAACUGAACAGCUACAUAGAACAACGGUUGGAUACAGGAGGAGACAACCAACUUCUCUUAUAUGAACUGAGCAGCAUCAUUAAAAUAGCUACAAAAGCUGAUGGAUUUGCACUAUAUUUCCUGGGAGAUUGCAAUAAUAGCCUCUGUGUGUUCACACCUCCGGGAGCUAAGGAAGGACAACCACAGCUCAUUCCUGCAGGGCCCAUUGCACUUGGCACCACAAUAUCUGCAUAUGUAGCCAAAUACAGAAAAACUUUGUUAGUAGAAGAUAUUCUGGGGGAUGAACGAUUUCCCAAAGGUACUGGACUGGAAUCAGGGACUCGUAUCCAAUCUGUUCUUUGUUUGCCGAUUGUUACUGCAAUUGGUGAUUUGAUUGGUAUCCUGGAGCUUUAUCGGCAUUGGGGCAAAGAAGCCUUCCAUCUCAGUCACCAGGAGGUUGCAACAGCAAAUCUUGCAUGGGCCUCGGUAGCAAUACAUCAAGUACAGGUGUGCAGGGGUCUUGCCAAACAGACUGAACUGAAUGACUUCCUGCUUGACGUAUCAAAAACCUAUUUUGAUAAUAUAGUCGCAAUAGAUUCCCUACUUGAACAUAUAAUGAUAUAUGCAAAAAACCUGGUGAAUGCAGACCGCUGUGCACUCUUCCAGGUUGACCACAAGAACAAGGAACUGUAUUCAGACCUUUUUGAUAUUGGAGAGGAGAAGGAGGGGAAACCUGUCUUCAAGAAGACCAAAGAAAUAAGAUUUUCUAUUGAGAAAGGAAUAGCGGGUCAGGUAGCAAGAACAGGUGAAGUCCUUAACAUUCCUGAUGCCUAUGCAGAUCCACGCUUUAACAGAGAAGUUGACCUCUACACAGGCUACACAACCAGGAACAUUCUGUGCAUGCCUAUUGUGAGCCGAGGGAGUGUAAUAGGCGUCGUGCAGAUGGUGAACAAAAUAAGUGGAAGUGCCUUCUCUAAAACUGAUGAGAACAACUUUAAAAUGUUUGCAGUCUUUUGUGCUUUAGCCUUACACUGUGCUAAUAUGUACCACAGAAUUCGCCAUUCGGAGUGUAUUUAUCGAGUAACGAUGGAGAAGCUGUCCUAUCACAGUGUUUGUACAGCAGAAGAAUGGCAAAAUCUCAUGAACUGCGCACUCCCUACCCACAUCUGCAAAGAAAUUGAACUAUACCACUUUGAUAUCGGUCCCUAUGAGGAUGUCUGGCCAGCCAUUUUUGUCUACAUGGUCCACCAGUCCUGUGGUGCAACCUGCUUUGAACUUGAAAAGCUAUGUCGUUUUACUAUGUCUGUAAAGAAAAAUUAUCGCCGUGUGCCCUACCACAACUGGAAGCAUGCAAUUACAGUCGCACAUUGCAUGUAUGCCAUACUUCAGAACAACCAAGGGCUUUUCACAGACCUGGAGCGAAAAGGUCUCCUAGUUGCGUGCUUGUGUCAUGACCUGGAUCACAGGGGUUACAGCAACAGCUACCUUCAGAAAUUUGAUCACCCUCUGGCAGCUCUUUAUUCCACCUCGACUAUGGAGCAACACCACUUCUCCCAGACAGUGGCCAUUCUGCAGCUGGAAGGGCACAAUAUCUUCUCCAAACUGAGCUCCAGCGAGUACGAGCAGGUCCUGGAGAUCAUCCGCAAAGCCAUCAUUGCCACAGACCUUGCCCUGUACUUCGGAAACAGAAAACAGCUGGAAGAACUGCAUCAGACAGGAGCCUUAAACCUUAAAAACCAAGCACAUAGGGAUCGUAUGAUUGGUCUGAUGAUGACAGCUUGUGAUCUAUGUUCUGUAACAAAGUUAUGGCCAGUUACCAGAUUGACAACUAAUGAUAUAUAUGCAGAGUUCUGGGCUGAGGGGGAUGAAAUGAAGAAGAUAGGUAUUCAACCUAUACCUAUGAUGGACAGAGACAAGAAGGAUGAGGUCCCUCAAGGCCAAAUUGGAUUCUACAAUGCUGUAGCCAUCCCAUGUUACACUACACUCACACAGAUCUUUCCUCCUGCUGGGCCACUACUCCGGGCAUGCAGGGAAAAUCUCAAACAAUGGGAAAAAUUGACGCAAGGAGAGGAAACUUCAUUAUGGAUUCCAUCUCAACCACAUGAUCCCCAGACCUCGGAUUCACUUCCUGUGAAGAUUGAUGACUAAACGGCCGUAACAAAUUGGUUUAACUCUAAGGCAUCUCUCCUUUUUUUUUUUUUUUUGUUUGGUUUGGUUUGGUUUGGGUUUUUUCUUUUUUGGAAAGGAAAAAGAAAACCUACAAAUGCUGAGAAGCAGAUCUGCCUGUGGAGGUAAUACCUACAGAGUUACCUCAGUUAGGCGACUGUCUGCCAGUCUCCUAUCUAACUUCAGUGACACAACAUAAAUCAGAGAGAGACUGACAUCUCGGUUGCUUCAGGAUCGGCUAUCAAAGCAAACUUAUGAGGUGAAUAUAAAAGACUGACCUUUUCUCAUGGGCUGCAUUGCUGAGGCCUUAAUUCAAAACUGAAGGGGAAAAAUAUUAGGGAGUACUUUUAAAAUUGUAUCUUUCUAGUAAGGGUUUCAGUGGUACUUUUAUUAUAUUGUACUGUGGCUGGAUUUAACACCAGUGUCACUUGGGGAGUUCUUGGCUAUAAAUAGAACAUUUUACACAUUGCUAUUGUGAACGUUUAUGUGUGAUCUACUUGUAAUCAGUUUGAAAUUUAGCAGAAAACCUCUGGGGCUGUAACUUUUCCUGAAGUUACAGUACUUGAAUUAUCUUGCUGCAGGUAGAAGGAUAAUCAACUUUUAGGUUCAAGGCUCGAAAAACUCUAUUGGUUAUCACAGAGCAACUGUUUUAUUUCUCAAGUUAAAUGUUGAAAGCACUGGUUGUGAUGUUUAGUUCUUUGUAAUUAUGUGAAAUGCUAGAGAGCUCAUCCAUUCAUACACUGGAAGUACUAGAUAUUUAUCUCCAGUAAGGAAAGAUGCAGGCAUAAUUUCAGGCUGGACCUUUUUAUCAACAUUGACUAAAAUGACAGGCUAAAGUUUGAAUGUAGUAGCAGAGAUCUGCCUGCCUAGCUAGCUGUAUGUCAAGUGGUCAUGCUAAUGUUUUUCGUGGUGAGUCAUAUUUUAGAAAAUAUUAGAGAGACAUGUUUAACAUACAAUAAUUUCUGCUGGAAAUAGGAGCCUUGUCAGCAAAGUCAGGUAUACAAGGCAUAAAUGCAGUACCUUCACAAUGAGAGGAAAAUAUUUUCCUUUGACUAGUUUUUAUGUUGGUCACCAGUACUGUAUGUUUUCUACUACCAAAAAAAAAGGGAAACCAUUUACCUUUUUUAUGUUUUGCUUUUUUUCUAAUUCAGCAAAUAUUUCCAAGUUUAGAGCUACCUAACUAAGCAGAAAAACAGCUGAUUCAGAAAACUGAAACUGGAAGAAAUUCUGUGCUGAUGUAGGGCUUGGAUCCUGCAAACUAUUAUGCACAUGCUUAACAUUAAGCGCAUGUAUAACUGUUUGACGUUUGGGACACUAUGCUCAGUGCAACCCUUUUGAUUGUAAUGUAGUUGCAAAGGGUGUAAUUCAAUAUACAAAAUUUGACCCUGAAUCUUUCUUUUUAAAAAUCAAAUAAAAUUUCAGCAUAGAUAUAGUACAUCUUUUCUGUACCCCAGUUGUUAGCAACACUGCAUUUGUUUAGUCUGCACUGCCUAGCCUACAUUAUAUUAUACAACUCUUCUUACCUGCUUGCAGAUAGGCAAGUCUUAAAGUGGUUUAGUGGCAACACUACAGUGUAGUGUAAAAACAAGUAGUACAGUCAGCAGUUUAAAGGCAAUAGGUAGUAUCUGUUUUCCCAUUCUGCUUGUUUACUGAACUGUAUUGAUCUAAUAAGUAUGCAUCUUAUAUUUUUAUUAUCAUUUAAAUGUUUGGGUCCCUGAAGAGGUUUGCCUUCUGUUCUGGUCGAGCACAAACCAGUUUGUUUGUAUGCGUAUACAUUAUGUGAUCUAUAAUCACGUAAUUUAUACAUAAGGCUUUGCAGUACAUAAAAUACCAUGUAGGGUUAGAUUUGGGAUAUCUUGAUCAAAUCUUUUUAUAUGAAGUUCAGAUUUGAAUCAUACAGGGGACCAAGGAUGUCUAGCAGCAUCCAUGCAAGCACUUAGUUUGCUUUGCCAAUACUAAAUGAUUUUAUUCUCUGCAUAGUCACCAGUGAAUUUUUUUGAAAUGAAAAAAAAUUAUAAGGAUGCAAUUUUAUCAAACUGAACAAACAAGGUCAGCAUAAGUGGUGCCCUCUACUUUAUUCCUUAUCAGUUCUGGUUUAAAUAAUGCAAUUCAUACGCAGCCUGUGUUACUACAAGCAAAGAAUUUGGGACUUGACCCAGAGUUACUGAUUUAUGUGGAAACUUCACAGAUCUGUGGUGGCCUCAGAUACAGUCUGUCAGUUAUAUCUGUGAGAUACCCAAAACAACUCAUUGAAAAUCUCUUCCAUGGCUCAAGCAUGUCUGUUAUUCCCAUCCCCUUCUCCCUCUAUUUGCUGAUCUUGUCAGUGUUGCAAAAUAUUCCUUGUCACAUGCUAUAUUCAUUUCACAGAAAGUUGGUCUGAUUUCCAGUCUGUAAAAUCUAAAUUAGCUAGAUCAUGAGUCGUCACUGAAAAUGCUUGGCAGUAUCAUAUAGGUGCUUUAUAUAUUUCCCUAACAAAUUAAGCAAAGUUCCGAUAAAUAUUUCUAUUAAUGUGAUGAGACAACCAUAUUGGUACUUGACAUUUUGAGUAACCUGAACCACUUUAAACAGUUUGUUAUAGUUAAAUUUCCAUUAGAGUUAAUACAGUUCCCCCUGCCCACCCCUUUCUUCUCCUCUGGAGUAAGACAGGGGAAAGGAGUAAAACCAUACGGAUACAGUCUCCGUUGUUGCCUAAAAUAUAGGUUGACAAUAGUUUUAGUGGGCAAUUUUUUUUAAGUUGCAUCAAUUUGUCCUAUAGACUAAUUUAGUGAGUACAGUUUUAGGCAUCCAGGUGUUUGACAGAAGUAAACCCAAAUCAGUAUCCCAGAACCGAAAACCUUAACCUAAGUAGUAGUUUGAGUCUGCAUUUGAAUAUCAUGACUCAUGGUCCAUGUUGAAUAUUUGGUUGUCCAAAAAUUUAUAUUUGCACUGGCAAAUAGAACAACUAAACAUCUGAGACAACCAUUUUUGUGGUCAAAUGUCAGCUGAGAUUUUGUCCCUUUAAAAAUGUAGCCACACAAAAUGAAUAAGAACUUUUUAACAAUUGGCAGACAUUUUUUCUAGAAGUCUUAUAAAAUGUAUAGUUUUUAUUUCCAAAAAAGACUUUAAUAAAAAAGUUUUAAUUACCUUUUCCCUUCUAAACAAAACAAUAGAAAAAAGGGACUACCAGUAUUUUAUAUUUGAGCAUUCUUUUGAGUAGGUAAGAGAAACAUGAAUUUGAGAAAGAUGCAUAUUCAGCCGUAGCUCCUGCUGAUGCAUCUUGAAACAAUACCAGGAACAUAAUGAAUGAGGAAAAUGUAUCCAACCUGUGAAAAGUGGAUGGCACAGGCUGAUAUCAGCCAUUUUAGCUCUCACUUAAUAUACUAUGUAUUCUAUAAAAGCUUUGCUGGAAACUCCAUUACUGCAGUAAUCAAGAAUUUUUGUAAGAUAGUGCAAUAUUCUACUGUAAUGGUUCAGCACAUUGCAGCUACAUUAUUAUAAAUUGUAGCACUGCAGAAGCAAUACAUUAGAAUAAUGUACUGGGUUUUUUUUAAAUAGAAGAACGUUUUCAAAUAUGUUAAUUAGAUCCUUGGAGGCAUGCAGUGUGGCACUUAUAUUUUCAUAUGACACGCAGUACAGAGUACUUAGGUGUGUUUUAAAUAAUCAGCAUGGAUUGCAAAUUUAGAAGUAGAAAUAUUUGUACUAGCUAGUCAGUCUCUUGCUGUUACUGUGUUCAGGCCACUUAAUGUUAAAAUUGUAAGGGCAACAUAUAGCAUUAUUUAUUUAAAAGAAAUACCUAAGUCCGUUACCUGUUCAAACAAUUGCAACCUUCCUGAAGAAAUGCAUUUGCCUAAAACACUGUGACAUAGUUGCCAUUCUGUGAAAUGGUGCAGUAAAUUGUUCAUCAUAAGGAGGGUAAGUGACUUCCUACACUCUUCUAUAAGGAUACUCAUAUUCAAAUUUUAGGUUAUGUAUCCCAAUCUAGCAAAGGCACAUUACAAAGAUCUUUUGUCUGCUUGCUGACCAAAAACUGUGCUUGAUUGUAAUUUGGGUGUAUGCUCUGUCAAAAACUGAAAAAGUUAGUAACGAACUGGCUUGCAGGGUAGAUCAAACUGGUUUGUAGAGUAGAUCCAUGUGUAUUCAAAAUUCAGAGGGGGCAGUUCUGUGAAGAAAGAACUUCAAGAUAACAGCAUUCAACUUUGUGACAUCUAGUAAGCUGAAAAAUUUAUUUUAUGUAUAUGACACACACAAACUAUCUUCUUUGUAAAAAGAAAUGCAAGUGCAAUAAUUUAAAGAGGUCUUACCUUUGCAUUUAUAAAUUAUAAAUACUGUACAUGGUGUGUAUUUUUUCAUGUAUUCAUUUGCAGUCUUUGUAUUUAAAAAAACAAAACCUAAACCUUUACUAUUAUGUUUGUACAAUAGAGCAGUAAUCAUUUAUUAUGAUAUAGUUAAAUUGUAAAUAAAUUAACAAAACCAAACAGCCAGUACAUAUGCAUAUAUGGGUGUCCUGUUGUGAAACCUGUUUCUGCUUUAAUUGCUGGUUUUAGCACAGCAAGACAACUUUUGUGGAUAUAUAAUUAUACAUAUAAAUAUAUGUAUGAUACAUAAAAUGUAUUUAGAAAUGUUCAUAAUUUUAAUGGAUAUAUAUAUCCAUACACUUUGAUGUGAAUAUUACUGAAUACAGAGUUUUUAAAUAUUUUCUAUGUUCAUUUUUUGGUGUUAUUGUGAGUGAGGGAGAGGAAUGGGGACUUCUUGUGGACCUGUGUGUGUGUUUGUUGAUAUCCUACAAGUAAAAUAUAAGGAAAAAUGAGAACAAAAGGCAAUGGAAUCCAUGAAAAAGAUCAACAUUUGAUUUUCUGUACAUGUGACAACUUAUCAGUUGAGGUGAAUUUUUCCAAACAUCUGCUGUUGCAGGUAUUUCCUAUAACAAAACAUGUCUUACUGUAUAUUAAAUACUCAAAUUACAAUCAGCUUCUCAGAUGAUGUAAAUUGCCAGAACUACAUUGACUUCUAUGCUGAGGAUCUGGGCUAGCCUUUUUAGUUCACAAUUACAUUUAAUUGAAUAGAUUUACAAUCCAUCUGUUUCCAGCAUCUUGGAACUACAUAUAUGUUGCUGGAAAAGAUUUGUGGCCCCUUUUGUCUAGGCACAGUGAUAAGGAGGAAAGAGGGCAAACAAUUAGUAUUGUUAGAAUCGUUUCUUUACAUGAGUUUCCUUCAGAACUCUUAUGCUCCAAACCCUGUUUUUCAUGACCCACCCAGAUACAGCUGACUUUGAGAUAAAAGGUUUGUUCCUAGGAAGAGCAAGGUGUGCUAAGACAAACCUCACAGUAGAAAUGGCUAGACAAAAAUUACAGAUUUUAAAAAGAGACAAUAUGAAUGCACCUUAUUACAGUACUUAUAAUUCUGCCACUCCUCCUUUUAUUAGGGUUUAUAUAACAGUAGCACUCAGACGUUCCAGACGGGGAUUCUGCUUGAUGCUAUACAAACAAAUCCUUGCUCCAAAGAGCCUUCUGUUGGGUUAGCAUGUGAUCAUGUGAGGUAGUAUUGGCAAUUGUAGAAAAUAACAUGGAUGAGUUAAUUUCAAUACAACAGGUGAUUUUAUAUAUGCUUCUGUCAAAACAAGAGCUUUAUCCGUAGCUGCCAUUAAAAAUCAACAUUCGCCCAUAGUAAUUGAGAUUUUUUUGUUGUUUGUGCAGGGAAAUGUGUUAUUUCGGGUAUAGAAUGGUGGGUAGCUAUGGGGAAACGUUGACUUUUUA
This is a messenger RNA of Gopherus evgoodei (Goodes thornscrub tortoise), 8434 nucleotides long. It is a transcript of the gene PDE10A, whose product is annotated as phosphodiesterase 10A. The transcript is spliced from 22 exons. Gene Ontology annotation, molecular function: protein binding; 3',5'-cGMP-stimulated cyclic-nucleotide phosphodiesterase activity. The record is from RefSeq and is a predicted model, not a curated record. Gene Ontology annotation, biological process: signal transduction; negative regulation of receptor guanylyl cyclase signaling pathway. The coding region runs from base 303 to 2684 and encodes 793 amino acids. NCBI's taxonomy places the organism in Eukaryota, Metazoa, Chordata, Testudines, Testudinidae.